Molecule: messenger RNA, 2503 nt
Organism: Caenorhabditis angaria
Lineage: Eukaryota; Metazoa; Nematoda; Chromadorea; Rhabditida; Rhabditidae
Source: the annotation of a GenBank genome assembly
AUGUACUACUCAACACAAAAUAGCUAUUAUUACUACCAUUAUUUGUUAUUUUUUAUGUUGACAGGUGAGCCAAAGUCUUUUGUUAUAUUUCAUCUUGUUAGCCAGUUUUUAUUCUUUUAUUUUUUGACGUCUUGGUUUCAUAAUGAUGAUUCUUUACAAAAAUACUGGCAAAAAACAUGGAACACAAAACAAUUAAGUAGUCUGAGCACUUGAACAAAAGGUCCUCCGGAAGUUAUAAAUGAAACAACUAGAGAAAAAUAAAAAUGGAACAAAAACGACCUAAAAAUAUUUCUUUUUUAGUGAAAGUUGCGUCACUUCCAACGCAGAUUAGACUUGUUCACGAUCUCCUGGAUCAUUAUGACAAAAAAGCAAAGCCAAUUUGGGAUAACUCGCAAGCAAUCAAUGUUUCAUUUUCAAUGGACUUGUAUCAAAUUCUGGAACUCAAUGAACCGCAACAAUACAUUUUAUUGAACGCUUGGAUUAUUGAGGUAACAAAAUAACCAACCAACCAAAAGAACGGAAAGAAUUUGAUUGAGUGUUGUGUGUUCGAUGAGGCUAUUAAUAAACUUUCUUAUUUUUGCAGCGUUGGUAUGAUGAAUUCUUGUAUUGGAACCCGGUUGAUUAUGAAAAUAUCACGGAACUUCGUUUACCUUAUGAUUCGAUUUGGCUUCCUGACACAACUCUUUACAACUCGUAAGUUCAUCUUUGUCUUUUGUUAAUUAUCUUUUGUGCUCUCAAAAACCAAGUAACUAAUUUUUCUUGCAAAGGUUGGUGAUGAAAGAUGACGAUACCCGUCGUUUACUGAAUGCAAAACUAACAACGGAUGAAGGAAAGAAUGCAGCACUUGUAGAACUACUUUAUCCAACUAUUUACAAAUUCUCAUGCUUGUUGGAUCUCAAAUAUUUUCCAUUUGAUGUGCAGGUAGAGAAACGCGUAAACAAUAAUAAGUCUAUUGAAUUCUAUUAGGUUUGCACAAUGACAUUUUCUUCGUGGACAUAUGACCAGAAAGGAAUUGACUAUUUUCCAUAUAACGAGAAAAUUGGAACUAGCAACUAUUUGGAAAAUGAAGGAUGGUAUAUUUUGAAAACCAAAGUUCAUCGGAAUGAAGUCAAAUAUUCAUGUUGUCCAAAUAAAUACACACUUCUAGAACUCACUUUAUUCUUGAGGUAUUUCACAAGUUUCGCACAAAAAAUUCAUUUCAUUUUUUUUCACAGGAGAAAACCUCUUUUCUAUGUUGUAAAUCUCAUCAUUCCAACCUCAAUUAUCACUUUGAUUGCUAUUGUCGGAUUUUUCACGUGAGUUCAAAAUCAAACAUCUGAUGUGAAAAUUUAUGAACAUUUUCCAGAACUUCUUCUGCUUCUGGUAUGAGAGAAGAGAAAGUAUCACUUGGUAUUACUACACUUCUCUCGAUGUCCAUUUUGAUGUUAAUGGUUUCGGAUCAAAUGCCAACAACUUCUACUUUUAUUCCACUUAUUGGAUGGUUUAUCUUGGCUAUGAUUAUUGUUAUCUCGCUAGGUACUGUAGUUUCAUCAGUGAUUAUUGCCAUUCAGAAAAGAGGAAGUUUAGGAGAACGAAUGUCGAAGAGUGCCUUGAGGUAAUUAUUUUUUGAUGUUGCUCAUAAUAUAAUGAAUUUUAGAUUUGCAAAAAUGCUGGCUUGGUUUACUUGUACUUCUUUACCACCACAUGUUGAGAAAGAACAUAUGAUGGAAGCCUUUGACGCACCAACACCUACCAUCGAAAUUCGUCCACUUCAACUCAGUGUUCGUGAAUCUGUUCGAAACAAAUGGAUAUCUGGUGCAAAACGUGCUACCCAACGAUCUCAAGCUGGUGGCCUUGCACUUGUUUCCGAUAAAAGUUCUGAUCCUCUCAUUCAUCUUUCACCAAACGAAGAGCCUUCUGGCACUCCAGUACCAGCUCCUUCCCCACUUCCACCUCCAACCCCUGCAGACGAUGUUGUUUCAUUGGCAUCCGAAAUGUCUACCAAAUUAUUGUCAGGAAGAAUUCGCCCCAAACCAAUCGAGAAAAAUACCUUCGCUCAAAUGCAAAGUAUGUUUUCAAAAAAUUGUAUUUUUGGGAGGGGUUUACAAAUUUUUGUGUAAUUUUUUUUGUGCAGAACGAGUAUCAAAGACGCCAGGUAUAGUUUUUCAUGCUGAUUCAUGUGUGACAUUGACUUUAACAAUCUAUACGCUAUUUUUGAGUUUCUUUCCUUUUCAGAUGAUUCAUACUAUCGCUUAGUUUUCGUUGAGUGGAAAAUCUCAAGAAUAAUUUGAUUCUGUUUAAAUGACUAUAAUUAUUUUUUUUGAGAAACAGUGAAGAAACUCCAAUAUUUUCAGCAUCAAUCAAAGCAAAUCGUCAGCUUGCAGUCGCUGAAUUUGAAUGGUUUGCCACAGUCGUUGAAAGAACUUGCUUCUCUAUAUUUGUUAUCGCAUUUUUCAUCAUCACAUUUGGUAUCAAUUUUAUUGGAUACGUUCAUUGGCGUCAAGCCGAAUUUGAUUAUCGCUAA